AUGGGGCUGUUGGCAGCAGGCUCUCAGUACCCAACUGUUGAUCUGGGUCCUCGCCAGAGGGCUGCUGAGCGGUAUAGAGUGGCGCCACUCCUCCUCCAGACCUGCACAGUGUCCAAGGUGCAUCAGGACCCCAGGGGGUUGGGCACGCAGGCCGAGACCUGGAACGGCGUUCGGGUGACCCUGGAGGACCAGGCGCUGUGGCAGAAGUUUCACCAGAUCGGCACUGAGAUGAUCAUCACCAAAGCGGGCAGGAGAAUGUUCCCUCAGUGCAAGAUCAGUGUGGCAGGCCUGCUGCCCUUCUCCAGGUACAUGAUCAUGGUGGACCUCGUGCCUGCUGAUGGGAUGCGCUACAAGUGGUACAAGGAUCAGUGGGGUGUAGCUGGCAAGUCGGAACCGCAGCCUCCCUGCGUCACCUACAUCCACCCCGAUUCUCCGGCCCUGGGUAGCCACUGGAUGAAACAGCCCGUUCACUUCCGCAAGCUGAAGCUCACUAACAACACGCUCGAUCAGUCUGGACAUAUUAUGUUGCACUCUAUGCAUCGUUACCAGCCCCGCUUCCACAUUGUACAGGAGGAGAAUCCAUCCGGGGUUCGAUGGAGCAUCUCCCAAACCUUCACCUUCCCGGAGACGGUCUUCAUGGCAGUGACCGCAUACCAGAACGAGAAGAUUACCAAAUUGAAGAUUGACCACAAUCCAUUUGCCAAAGGAUUCAGAGAGGCUGGAUUUAACAACAAAAGGCAGCGGGCAGCCAGAAGCCAGUCCAGCGAGAGCUCCAGCAGCAAGCGGACGAGGACGGAGGCAGGCAGCCCCGAGCCCGGGCUGGGAGAGCUCAAGCAGGGCAGUGCUGGUGAGACGUGUGGGGACUCACGGGGAGUGUGGGAUGACAGGCACACAAAGAAUUGA
Messenger RNA from Hypanus sabinus (Atlantic stingray), 903 nucleotides. It is a transcript of the gene tbx16, whose product is annotated as T-box transcription factor 16. Gene Ontology annotation, molecular function: DNA-binding transcription factor activity, RNA polymerase II-specific; RNA polymerase II cis-regulatory region sequence-specific DNA binding. The coding region runs from base 1 to 903 and encodes 300 amino acids. The transcript is spliced from 7 exons. The record is from RefSeq and is a predicted model, not a curated record. Lineage: Eukaryota; Metazoa; Chordata; Chondrichthyes; Myliobatiformes; Dasyatidae. Gene Ontology annotation, biological process: cell fate specification; regulation of transcription by RNA polymerase II; positive regulation of DNA-templated transcription. Gene Ontology annotation, cellular component: nucleus.